GGAAUCUCAGAACAUGGGAACAAAUCAGAAGCACACACAUGCAGCCCAGCAGGCCAGCCUCCUGCUGAGAGCAGCCCUGCUCUACGUCCUGCUGCUCGGCCCCCAGGAGGGGGCGUCAGACUCAGACGAGGCCGUCCUGACUGAGUGGGAGAUCUGGAAGCUGAGCAACGGGAUCAGCUAUGAUGAACUGGAUGACAUGCAGAGGAGAGUCAUCUGGGAGGAGAACAAACGGAUCAUUGAGGACAAUAAUCAGGGCUUCUUCAUGGGCAGGAGGCCGUUCACCAUGCUCAUGAAUAAAUAUGGAGACCUGACCAGACAGGAGUACCAGGUGCUGCAGGGUGCUGUGAUCGACACUCAGUUUGUGAAGAGAGGGAGGACCGUCUCAGCCCGAAAGCUUCGUAACAAUGCCAAGAUGUUUGACAGCUGGUUUGUGGACUACAGGCAGCUGGGUUAUGUGACCGAGGUGAAGGACCAGGGUUACUGCGGCUCCUGCUGGGCCUUCAGCACUACAGGAGCCAUCGAGGGACAAAUAUACAAGAGGACAGGUCAGCUCAUUUCUCUGAGCGAACAGAACCUGGUGGACUGCUCCAAAUCUUACGGUACCUACGGCUGCAGCGGCGCUUGGAUGGCCAACGCCUACGACUACGUGGUCAGCAACGGGCUGCAGUCAACGAUCACGUACCCAUACACCUCCGUGGAUACUCAGCCGUGCUACUAUGACAGCAGGCUCGCAGUCGCUCACAUCAAAGACUACAGGUUCAUCCCUAAAGGAGAUGAGCAGGCUCUGGCUGAUGCCGUGGCAACGAUCGGGCCAAUCACAGUGGCCCUUGAUGCAGAUCAUUCAAGCUUCCUGUUUUACAGCUCAGGAAUUUACGAAGAACCGAACUGUAACCCGAACAAUCUUAGUCAUGCCGUGCUACUGGUUGGAUAUGGCUCUGAAGGAGGCAAGGACUACUGGAUCAUCAAAAACAGUUGGGGUUCAAGUUGGGGUGAAGGUGGCUUCAUGCGAAUGAUCCGAGACGGCUCCAACACGUGUGGCAUCGCGAGCUACGCUUUAUAUCCUGUUCUGUGAUUCUGAGCGCUAAUGCUAACACCUCCGUUGGACUGACAUCAGGUCAACCUGUUUCAGUCCUCGACAUCUCUGAAGCAUUCCUGUCUCACAUAUUUUCUGAACCCCCUGCUCAAUCUUUCUCAUACUGUAAUGUACGUUCAAAGACUCAUAUCAGCAAUUAACAGUGAACUCAGUGCUUCUCUCAGGGAUGUAGUCUCAAUACACCCUGCUCUGUGGCAACACUUAAAGUAAAUAAAAAUCAUCUUACUUUGGACAGAAGCAGAAACACAUUUCUCCUUGAAAACAAAACAAAAAAAAGCUUGAAAGGUUGAUUAGCUUGUUUUUUCUGUCUUGGUCCGGUUUGACCUGCAGGUUUCUGUGGCUAACUGAAGGUAAUGUUACCAAACGUGUAGUUGUCUAUAGCAGACAUUACGGAAAGACUUCCCUUUACUUUAGGACUCUUGUCCACGUGUGGUACUAUACGACACGCUUAGCAAUCCAGCAAAAUGCUAAACAGCAUGUAGCAUUCUCCCAUAAGGGCCUGUGUCCAUUAAAGCCGUUUUUUUGCGCUGCCAGCGCCUAUUUUAAAUUCAAGUUCAGCGUUUUCAACGCUCAGCAUCCUGAGUGUAAUAACGCCCUCAGCAUCAGCUGUUUUUGGUCAGUGUGUUCACAGCACUAGCUCAACUUUUAGAACAACACAGCGCUCAUCAAUGUCACUUCUACAGUACUGAUCAAUCAAAAUCAAGAGAGCGGGACUUCUGAAAUCAGCCUUGUUAACAACAAUGGUGGGGGAGAAAGUAAUCUGACUCGUCUUUUUGAGGGAUUCGUUUACAUUGUUUUCACAUUUCCUUUGUGAUAUUUCUUUCAAUAUAGGGUGAGAUUAAGCACAAGGAGCUAACAGUAAUUACCAAGGGACGUAGAAGUUCAAUUUCGUAACCUAGCAACAGAAUAAGCAGGUUGUAGGCACUGCCAGAGCAAAAAAAAGCUGUUAAUGACACAGGCCCUUGAAGUGUGGUCACAGCUUUGUUCAAAAAGGUUGAACUAAUCAGGAAAACGGCUCAUGCAUUUGCUUGGGGGGAAGUUAUUAAUCCACAGAUCAUUUGAGUUAAACUUUGAACUGUGACGCUGGCUGUAUUUACCAUGCUGACUUUGUUGCACUGUAAAUAAUCCACUGGUGAUCUUAUAACAGGUCAUGGUUCCCAGGUAUAUGACAGUUUUGCAGGACAAAGUGAUGCGUCCUGAUGUGAACUCAGUGACCGUCACUGAGAGGCGUAUUUUCUUUUACAGAGGAAUCUGCUGGGCCCCCUGUGCAACCACAAUUCAGCGAUGAUCUCUUAAACCCAAACCAUGACAUUUUCAUGAACAUAGUAUCUUGAUUCCUAAACUUAAUCAAACAAAAGGAAAAGAUCAAAGUUUAUGCUCAAAUACUCGUGUA
Molecule: messenger RNA, 2486 nt
Organism: Labrus mixtus (cuckoo wrasse)
Lineage: Eukaryota; Metazoa; Chordata; Actinopteri; Labriformes; Labridae
Gene: cts12
Product: cathepsin 12
Exons: 8
Coding region: 14-1072 (352 amino acids)
Biological process (GO): immune response
Cellular component (GO): lysosome
Molecular function (GO): cysteine-type endopeptidase activity
Source: RefSeq, a predicted model, not a curated record